Messenger RNA from Spirodela intermedia, 555 nucleotides. The record is from the annotation of a GenBank genome assembly. Lineage: Eukaryota; Viridiplantae; Streptophyta; Magnoliopsida; Alismatales; Araceae.
AUGUUUCCACUCCAUUUUCAUUACGAAGAUGUAUCACGCCAAGAUCUGUUGCUCAAACCGAAUCACGCCAACGUUAUGGAAGUUCCAGGAUUGUGUGAAAUAAGAUUAGUACCAAGCUCUUCUUUCAGAAUCAAAAAUGGAAAAUUGGCUAUGGAGAUUCCGUGCGGCCAGAGAUUCAUAUAGCCUAAAAGGGGUCCCUUUUUCAAAGCGGGAAAGUUGUUUUGAUCAAAUUUUAGGGCCGAAAAAGACACUGGAUAUAUCAGUGACUUUGCACGACAAAGCACUCUCCGAGGGCAUGGAAUGUCACAUUUUUUUGUCAGAAUCUCGACAGUAAUGUCUCUGUUAGCUUCUCCGGUCGAAAUACGGGAAAACCCCAUUCAAUUCUCGAUGGAAACGGAGUUUUGUGAAUUCUCACCGGAACUGGAAGAUCAUUUCGAGAUCUUCGAGUGUAUUCGAGGAUUCAAUGUGACUAUUGUCACUUCGGCCAAGACAAAAGAUGAGACGUUACCACCGUGGAGCGGCUUUUUACAAAAAGAUGAGGGGGAAAGUCAGUAA